Molecule: messenger RNA, 1140 nt
Organism: Ophidiomyces ophidiicola
Lineage: Eukaryota; Fungi; Ascomycota; Eurotiomycetes; Onygenales; Onygenaceae
Exons: 3
Coding region: 1-1140 (379 amino acids)
Molecular function (GO): protein binding
Source: RefSeq, a predicted model, not a curated record
AUGUCUUUUGCCAUCGUGCUCGAAGCCAUCACCCUAAUCACGUACAUCGUUAUCCUGGCCGGCGGGAAGCAGAUGCGGGAGACGGGAUGGAAGGUGCUGACCGUCUUCCUGGUGUUUAUUUCCUUGGUGCAGUGUGGCGGGAUGGCGCUGGUGUCGUAUCUCUUCGACAAUGAUGAGCGGUUCUAUCCCGGCUGGAAGCUGGAUAGCUCGUGGAUUAUGUUUCGCGGCGUCUCUGUGAUUACCAUCACGGUUGGAGAAUCGGAAGCCCAAUUCCAAACCCACAAAGAUCUACUAUGCCAGAAGUCACCCUUUUUUAACGGUGCCUUGAUGCGGGAUUUUAAAGAGGCCGGUGAAAAUGCCAUAUCGUUGCCGGAAGACGACCCAGACACAUUUGAGAGAUUCUUACAAUGGUUGUAUUCUGGCAUUUACGAGUUGUCUGGGCUCAAGACAGAUGAAGAAGUGGAUGAACGGUAUUUCCAACUUGCGCAGCUUUAUACGUUGGCCGACAAGUUGGAGGUUCCGCGCUUGAAGCACGAUAUCAUCAACGAGCUUUUCAUGAUGAAGACAGACCCAGAUAAACCGCCGCAGGUCGACGUUAUCGCCUACAUUUACGAAAACACAAGGGAGAGAUCUCCGCUGCGAAAACUGAUGGUUGCCUGGCUGGUGUGGCACAUCGAUUUCCAGUGGUAUACAACCCCCAGUGCCACGACUUUUUUACAUCACUGCCCGGAAUUUGCGGCAGAUCUGGCCGUGGCGUUGGCUCGGCGAUGGGUCGACUUCAAAGGACUAAGCCCAUUCAAUGAAUCGCCCGAAAAGUUCUACGAGGAGUCUGCCAUCUUUUCGCCAAUGCAGAGUCCCGUAGUGGACAAUUUGAAGCCUGUGCGGCUCGUCACACAAAAACAGCCUCUGGUAUCUGCAAACUCCAUCAAUAGUAGUGUCACUGCGCCAGCCCACUCCAGAGUUCGGCCGCUGGGCGUUCCGACAUUCGGACCGGUAUUUGGUGCACCUUCGAGUUCGCGGUGCUCAGAACCCUUGCGAAGUCCCGGGCUAUUCUCAAACGCAGACUCCGAUACGACUCAAACACCAACUAUGUUUGGUUUUGGGUCGCCAUUAGGCUCGACUAGCAAUACAGGGUUAUAG